Drosophila innubila is the source of this 2494-nucleotide messenger RNA. It is a transcript of the gene cass, whose product is annotated as apoptosis inhibitor 5 homolog. Lineage: Eukaryota; Metazoa; Arthropoda; Insecta; Diptera; Drosophilidae. Gene Ontology annotation, cellular component: nucleus. Bases 102 to 1706 code for a protein of 534 amino acids. Gene Ontology annotation, molecular function: RNA binding. Gene Ontology annotation, biological process: negative regulation of apoptotic process. The transcript has 7 exons. The record is from RefSeq and is a predicted model, not a curated record.
UUGUUUGAGAAAAAAAUCGUGCGAAAACGUUUUCUUGUGCGCUCUGUGUAAAGUAACUUUAAAAAUAUUUUGAAAUAAGAGUUUACCAUUAGGCAACCACAAUGGACAACAUUGAACGACUUUAUAAAUGCUACGAGAUAUUAUCCGAGGCGGGUGAUAAAAUUUCUGAGCAUGUGGCGGAAUACAAAGAGAUAUUGCAGGCCGUAAAAGGUACAUCGAAAGAGAAGAGAUUAGCAUCCCAAUUUAUUGGCAACUUUUUCAAACACUUUCCGGAAUUGUGUGACACCGCAAUCGAUGCACAGUUCGAUUUAUGUGAAGAUGAUGAUACACAGAUACGUCGACAAGCCAUCAAAGACUUGCCUAAGCUGUGUCAAGGCAAUGCAGAAGCCACAAUCCGCGUGGGCGACACUCUGGCACAGCUGCUGAUAUUGGACGAUGCAACCGAGUUGCAGCAAGUCAACAACUCGUUGCUAAGCAUCAUUAAGCUAGACACAAAGAACUCGAUAACUGGUUUAUUCCAGCAAAUCACCACGGGCGAUGAGCAGACACGAGAGCGUUGCUUUAAAUUCAUUGCCACCAAGCUGUUGACAAUGGGUCCCAAUGUUAUAACCAAGGAAAUUGAGGACUAUAUUGUGGAUGAGAUCAAGAAGGCAUUACAGGAUGUGACAGCCGAUGAAUUUCACUUAUGCAUGACGAUUUUGGGUGCAACAAAACUGGGAAGCACAAUUACCGGUCAUGCUGAACUUGUAAAACUGGCCACGGAACAAGCUGAAUUGAAUACCACGGACACUGAUACCAUUGCUGUUGACGAUGAAGUUGUGGAGCGUUUCAUACAAUGUGCCACAGCAGCUGCACCUUACUUUUCGAAAACAAUCAAAUCGACACAGUUUGUGAGCUACGUUUGCGAUAAACUGUUGCCCAUCGACACAUGGAAUUUGAUUGCCACUGCAGUCUCACAAGAUCAAAUACAGUUGCGUCUGCUUAAAGUAUUCGCCGAGAUGAUAACUAAUACCGAUAAGCUGGAGAACGCCAAUGAGCGCAUCAAUGCUGUCUACAAUGUUCUUCUUGAGUACAUGCCGUUGCCAAAGCUGAGUGACGAUGAUGUGGCAGAUACGCCGCCCUCAUUUCAGUUCUCGCAUGCUGAAUGUUUACUGUAUGCACUACACACAUUGGGAAAGAAGCAUCCAGGAAAUUUGACUUUUAUUGAAGACGCUGAGAAACUAAAAGACUUUCGAGCUAGACUGCAAUAUCUAGCACGCGGUACACAGGGCUAUAUUAAGAAACUGGAGGAGGCACUUAAAGGCAAGACUGCAGAGGAACUUAAAACGGAGGAGAAUCAGUUGAAGCAAACCGCUUUGAAAACGACAUCAAAUAUCAAUAUACUGAUACGCGAUCUGUUUCAUUCACCGCCUAUUUUCAAGCAUGACAUUGUCCUCUCCUGGAUUGUGCCGAAAAGUAGCAAACUUGGCAAACGCCAUGUGCCCAUCACAUUUGGCGACAAGGGUGCCGCCAAUGGAAAUCAGGAAACGGAUCAGCAGGACAAGAAAUCGCGGCCAUCCAAUGAGCAGAAAUUCUACUCACCGCCAUCGGGCAAAUACUCUGGCAAAGUGAAUCCCAACUAUGGCAACAACAGCAACAACAAUCGUGGACGCCAACGUGGAGGAGGCGGCGGUGGAGGCUUUAGGAAUCGACGCUACAGAUAUUAGAUGCCACCUAAGCAGCACUUUUUGCAUGUUUGCUAUCCUAGUCGUUAAUCAACAAGAAACACCACAAAGAAAACUUAACCGAGAUUUUGAAAAUUCUCUAUCAACAUCCACGUAUUUACGACUAAUAAACAACUUGCGAAAUCACAUACAAGACUUGGCCUAUAGACGAAUUUUGUCGAGUUCCAUCAAGCAUUAACUAAAGCAAGAAUGAACAUCUCUAAAUGCACGGGUGAGUAUCAAGUAAACUUUCCUUGUAAUUGUCUACCUUUGAUAUAUUUCAGAGCGUCUCACAGCAUCAAUUAUAUGAAGUUCUAUUAACAAUUUUCCUGACUUGCUUUCUUAUUUUUCGAAACACACAAACAAUUGCUUCGUAUGUGAAACAUGUUUGCAAAUUUAAUCAUGAUAUCUUCAAACAACGCCAUGCCCACUUACAUUUUCAUAUUGUCAUCAUAGACGUGAGCGUUGUUUUAAUAUAUCAGACUCCAAAAGUUAACGAUCUAUCUAUAUAUAAAAUAAUAUAUUAAAAAUAGUUUGUAAACAAUUUGCAAUAUCACCACUUAACAAUAAUAACCAAUGAGUUUGAUAGAAGUAAAAAUUUAUGAAGUCCCAAUACAUAUGAAAUGAUAAUGAUAUGCAAGUAAUCUCGUGUUAUAACUAUUUAAAGCAGCACUAGAUUUACAAACAUGUGCGAAAAGUUUGUCAAAACCUUUUAAUCACAAGCCUAAUUAGUUCUUUUGUUCACAUAAAUACUUAACUAUUGUACUACGUAGCAACAACAGCAACAACAA